This is a messenger RNA of Rhagoletis zephyria (snowberry fruit fly), 1577 nucleotides long. RefSeq names its product large neutral amino acids transporter small subunit 1-like. Gene Ontology annotation, molecular function: L-amino acid transmembrane transporter activity. Lineage: Eukaryota; Metazoa; Arthropoda; Insecta; Diptera; Tephritidae. Gene Ontology annotation, biological process: amino acid transmembrane transport. The record is from RefSeq and is a predicted model, not a curated record. Gene Ontology annotation, cellular component: membrane.
CCAAUAUGAGUGCCAAAGAGUCAGAGCCAAUACUUGUUCAGUUAGAGCGCGUUUACCGAUUGUGAAGGUUUUGUGAGCGGAAAAUUUAGAUAUUAUUGUGCUGGGUGCGUUUUUUUUUCUUCUUUUCAUUGUGCGGAAAUAAUCGUCAAUGUGAAUAUAAAAAAGAAAAGUUGAUUCUUUGCGCUAAAAAUUUAACAGAAAAAAUAGUUUGUCCAUUGAACAGUUCUCGACGAGAGCUCCAGCUGAACGGUCGGUUUUGAAAAACUAGCAAUCGAGAGACGACAAUUGGUUAAACGCGCUUUAAGCUGCUGCUAUGCAUUAGGGUAAAACACUGUAUUUUAAUAAAAUACAAAAAGACUAUAAACAUAAAAAGUGCAUAAAAAUUACUACAUAUAUAUGUACAUAUGUAUGUACAGAAAUGUGUUGAUACAUAUUAAAUGCAUUUCUGCGAGGUGACACAAAUAUUUGGAUAAUUCGUGAAAAAGUGCAAAAUAAGCGAAAAGUACAAAAGUUCAAAAGUUCUUGCAUUUAAAAAAAAAAAAGAACAAACAAAACAGCGUAAAAAAAAUAAUAAUAAAAUCAGUGCAGAAAAAUGACUGAAAGAUAUGCUAAUGGUGUUACCAACAGUCUGGUGAAUAGUUCGCCACCUGUUACAAACAAUGGUGCAGCUGCCGCCUCCGUCGCCAAUGGCCAUGGCAACGGUAAUGCUGCAGUCGCCGCUGACUACUCGGACGACGGUGAUAAAAUCGUAUUAGAACGUAAAUUGACGCUAAUGAAUGGAGUUGCUAUAAUUGUGGGUACAAUUAUUGGCUCGGGAAUUUUUAUAGCGCCAACAGGUGUCUUCAUAUAUACAGAAUCUGUGGGUUCGUCUUUGGUCAUUUGGGCUGCCUGCGGCAUACUCUCGACGAUCGGUGCGCUGUGCUAUGCUGAAUUGGGUACGAGCAUCACGCGUUCGGGUGGCGAUUAUGCAUAUCUGUUGGUGGCAUUUGGACCGCUAGUCGGUUUUCUGAGACUAUGGAUAGCUUUGUUAAUCAUUAGACCAACAACGCAGACAAUCGUCGCUUUGACUUUCGCACAAUAUGCGGCAAAACCAUUCUUCGAAGACUGUUCCCCACCCGAUUCAGCCGUAAAAAUUUUAGCGGCAGUUUGUUUGUGUUUGCUCACUGCCAUUAAUUGUUUAUCUGUCAAAUGGUCGAUGAAAGUUCAGGACAUUUUCACUGCUGGCAAACUCUUGGCGCUAAUUAUGAUUAUUUUGGCAGGCCUAUACUAUUUGAUGUUGGGUCGCUUUGAGAAUUUCGAAAAUGCCUGGGAGGGUAAUUAUGAUGCGGCUAAUAUCGGAUUUGCUUUCUAUUCGGGUCUCUUUGCAUUUGGCGGCUGGAAUUAUUUGAACUUUGUGACCGAAGAGCUGCAGGAUCCAUACAAAAAUCUUCCACGUGCCAUUUGGAUCGCCAUGCCGCUGGUCACCGGCAUUUAUGUACUGGUGAAUUUGGCUUACUUUGUGGUGGUGUCAAAAACCGAAAUGCUCAGUUCACUAGCAGUCGCAGUCACAUUCGGUAAUCGCGUUUUCGGACCACUCG